AUGUCCGAGGAAACAGUGUCCACGCAUUGGUGGCAUGUUCUGGUCAAAGAUCGCCAGGCGACCGACAAACGUACCCUUGGUGCAUGCGCUCUCAUCGCCAAGGUUUGGACCGUGCCUUCGCAGAUCCUCCUCUUCCGCCGCAUCACCAUCACUACUUCUUCGAAUCUCUGCGUCAAUCCAUGCCUACUCAGAUACACGAGGCAUCUCAUCACUGCGCACUCUCCCAGAUGCGCCGUAGACUCUCUGGUCACGUACACCCCCAACGUCAAACAUAUCACGGUCAUCAGCUCGCUAAUAUCCCACCACGCCGCCCAGGUUCUCGGGAACCACGGGCACCUCUCCUCCAUCACCCUCAGAACCCUCACGAAUCCAUCGAGUCAGCACCUAUCGGCCAUCCUCUCUGCGCUCGGCCCAAGCCUGCAACACGUACGCUUUGAAGUUCUCAAGUCCAGCGAUUCAGCAAUGUUGCAUGAACCAGUAGUGCAGCCUCUUCGCGUGGCAACGGUAGACCUCAUAGAGUGCGAUCUGAAAUGGUUCGGAAGAUGUCCAGUUGUUUCCUUCAGGAACCUGCACACUCUCCAAAUCACUAUCAUACACAAUGCUGAGCACGAGGAGUUGACGCGUUUCAUGUAUGGGGUGGAUAUGGUUGAGAAUCUUGUCGUCACGCGCCGGGGAUCAGAAAAGAUGAAUUGGCGUAUCGUGUCAUACAUGAGAAUAAACACGCGGUGGCGUGUCAGGCGAGUGGAGGUUGGAUUGAGCAGUAUCUAUCAUGCUGUGUUGGUUGACGAGUAUCUCAGUCUACUUGACACUGAGGUAACGGAGGAGAUUUGUGUGAGAGUAAGCAAGGCUGUACUGGUGGCGCUUAUGGAUGGGGUGGUUUGGAAGAAAGGAUUCCGGAAUUUGAAAAGAUAUAGGGUCACUGGUAUUGCUGCAGCUUCUGUGCGUCGAGACGAGGUAGCGCUGCAGGAUCUUGAGUAUCGUGGAGCGGAGUGCAUCAUGGACUAGAGCCAAAAGCAUGGACUUUGAUUAC
This is a messenger RNA of Desarmillaria tabescens, 1030 nucleotides long. RefSeq lists its product as uncharacterized. The record is from RefSeq and is a predicted model, not a curated record. Bases 1 to 1005 code for a protein of 334 amino acids. NCBI's taxonomy places the organism in Eukaryota, Fungi, Basidiomycota, Agaricomycetes, Agaricales, Physalacriaceae. The transcript has 2 exons.